This is a messenger RNA of Etheostoma cragini (Arkansas darter), 2867 nucleotides long. RefSeq names its product nucleolar protein 10 (gene nol10). Gene Ontology annotation, cellular component: small-subunit processome; 90S preribosome; nucleolus. The record is from RefSeq and is a predicted model, not a curated record. Gene Ontology annotation, molecular function: protein binding. Gene Ontology annotation, biological process: maturation of SSU-rRNA from tricistronic rRNA transcript (SSU-rRNA, 5.8S rRNA, LSU-rRNA). Lineage: Eukaryota; Metazoa; Chordata; Actinopteri; Perciformes; Percidae. The coding region runs from base 115 to 2304 and encodes 729 amino acids. The transcript has 21 exons.
CCAUUUCGGAAAACUCAUCUUCACUUCCUGUUUUGGCUCCAAAGCAGCAACGUGCAGUUCACCGGUGUGUAGUAACGGUGUUAUGUGUGGCCAGAGUCUUGCACACCUUCCACAAUGCAGAUAUCUAGUGUGAAUGACGUGAAGAUUUACAAUUUAAGCCAUGGGAAAUCUCUUCCAGAGUGGCUGUCAGAUCGGAAGAAGAGACAGUUACAAAAGAAAGAUGUUGACAUCCAGCGGAGGAUUGAGCUCAUCCAGGACUUUGAGAUGCCCACAGUGUGCACCUCUAUCAAAGUGUCCAGGGAUGGCCAGUUCAUCAUGGCUGCAGGGACGUACAAACCCAGGAUUCGCUGCUAUGACACCUACCAGUUGUCCCUGAAGUUUGAGCGCUGUCUGGAUUCAGAUAUUGUGGCUUUUGACAUCCUGUCUGAUGACUACUCAAAGUUGGUGUUUUUACACUGUGACCGCUACGUAGAGUUCCACUCCCAGCAUGGGCACUAUUACAAGACACGUAUUCCAAAGUUUGGACGGGACUUUUCUUACCACUACCCCUCCUGUGACCUCUUUUUUGUGGGAACAAGUUCCGAGGUCUUCAGACUGAAUCUGGAACAAGGGCGCUUCCUCAACUCACUUCAGACUGAUGCUGUGGAAAACAAUGUGUGUGACAUCAACCCCGUCCAUCAUUUGUUUGCCACAGGAACCUCUGAGGGAAGGGUCGAAUGCUGGGACCCUCGUGUCCGGAACAGAGUUGGCAUACUGGACUGCGCCCUGAGCAGCCUGACUGAAGGAACAGAAGUUAAAAGUUUGCCAUCCAUUAGUGCGCUGAAGUUCAACGGCUCCCUCACUAUGGCAGUUGGCACCAGCACAGGACAGGUGCUGCUCUAUGACCUGCGCUCCAGCCAGCCGCUGCUGGUUAAAGACCACUUCUACAACCUGCCAAUCAAGUCGCUCAACUUCCAAGAUCAGAUGGACCUGGUCGUGUCUGCCGACUCCAAGAUCAUAAAACUCUGGAACAAAGACAGCGGCAAGGUCUUCUCCUCCAUACAGCCUCAGACCAACAUCAAUGAUGUUUGCAUCUACCCUAAUUCAGGUAUGCUCUUCACUGCCAAUGAGGAUCCUAAAAUGAACACAUUCUACAUCCCGGCGCUGGGCCCUGCACCUCGGUGGUGCUCCUUCCUUGACAACUUGACAGAGGAGCUGGAGGAGAGCCCGGAGAGCACAGUGUACGAUGACUACAAAUUUGUAACCCGGAAGGACCUGGAAAAUCUCGGUUUGUCCCACCUGGUGGGAUCAUCUCUUCUAAGAGCCUACAUGCACGGCUUUUUCAUGGACAUCAGGCUUUAUCACAAGGUCAAAAGCCUGGCAAAUCCUUUCGCAUACGAGGAGUAUCGCAAAGAUAAGAUCCGGCAGAAGAUUGAGGAGUCCAGGACCCAGAGAGUGCAGGUUAAGAAGCUGCCCAAGGUGAACAAGGAGCUGGCUCUCAAGCUGAUGGAGGAGGGUGAUGACGAAGCGGAACUGGCUUCUAGGAAAAAGAAGGGCAAGGCUCUCCCCAGCGUCCUGGGAGACGACCGCUUCAAGGUGAUGUUCGAGAACCCAGACUACCAGGUGGACGAGCAGUGCGAAGAGUUCCGCCUCCUCAACCCCAUUGUCUCUAAGGUUGGACAAAAGCGGAAGAAGAAGCUGCAACUGCUGGCUCAGCAGGCCGCCGAUUCCCAACAGGCGGAUGAAGACGACGAGGAGCCCGAGGGGCAAGCCAGCUCCGAGGAGGAGAGCUCGGACGACGACAAGAGCUGGGUGGAGGAGGUGAGGGAGCAGCGGAGGUUGCUUUGGGAGGAAGGCCGAGACCGCCGGAGGCAGGAGAGGAAGCAAGCUGACCGCAACACCGUCCUGCUGGAGGGGGAACAGAACGGAGAAGAAACUUCAAACAUGGCUGAGAGCAAGAAGACAAGUCAGCCUCAGUACUAUCAGAUCAAAGCUGGGGAGGAGUUCAGGAGUUUUAACGACAUGGCCCGCAAGCAGAGACUACAGAAGGCUUCUUUGGAGGACCGUCUAAAGUUAGAGGAGCACUCUGGAACGAGCCACAUUGUUGACACUGCAGUGGGCAGCAAGCAGCUCAGCUUCACUCUCAAAAAGUCAGAGCAGCAGAGGAGGCAGCAGCAGGCCGAGCGGGAACACCACGAGGAGAGGAAGAAGCUGAGGCGCUCAGCUGGACAUCUGAGCAGCGGCCGCGGGAGAGGCUGGGGCGGCGGCAGGGGGAGAGGAGGACGAGGGGGACGAGGGGGAGGGAGGGGGAGAGGCCGGUACUGAGAAGGGCAGCCUAGUAUAUAUCCAGGGCUUUACAGAGGCAUUACUGGCACUGGGUUUUGUAUUUGCUUCCAUUAACACAAGUGUUGAAGAAUACAGAUUUUAAGCCCUAGAGCCUUACUGGAGACUGAGGAUUCAGCACAUGUGGCAAAGACUGACACAGAUGAGCAGACAAGCCUUAAACCUCCCCCACCCCCGCCCCUGCUCCUGGGUGGUAUGUGCCAUGUGUUUAGCUGCUUUUCUGCAAAUUCUGAGCAUAAUCAGAAAGAUUACUUAUUUUGCUGCCUGUGUGUGAUGUUUAUGCCAUUAUCCAAAGGCAGGGAUGGCCCCAGACGGAGUUAGAGAUAUGAAAAGCUGAAAGGACUCAACAUGACCCGCCUUGUCUCAGACGUCUAGUUUCUUACAAGUGCUCCUCAUUGGAGCCUACUAUUUCAGUUAAUGGAGGGGGAGAACGUUUAUACUGGUGCAAACACAGUUUGUAUUUUAAUCUUUUUUGUUAUUACUGCAUAUUGUUAAGCCAAUACUGGAUUAACAGCUAUUGUCCUAAUAUAUUUGGUACAACAUUU